Propithecus coquereli (Coquerel's sifaka) is the source of this 3293-nucleotide messenger RNA. It is a transcript of the gene PPP1R3G, whose product is annotated as protein phosphatase 1, regulatory subunit 3G. Gene Ontology annotation, molecular function: glycogen binding; protein phosphatase 1 binding. Gene Ontology annotation, cellular component: protein phosphatase type 1 complex. The transcript has a single exon. Gene Ontology annotation, biological process: regulation of glycogen biosynthetic process. Lineage: Eukaryota; Metazoa; Chordata; Mammalia; Primates; Indriidae. The record is from RefSeq and is a predicted model, not a curated record. The coding region runs from base 747 to 1829 and encodes 360 amino acids.
GCGCCUGACCGAGUCAGGCUUCCGAGCGGGACUGGAGCCGGGGCGCCCUGCAGUCUGGGGAAGGCAGGAGCAGAAGGGAAGGGAUGCGCUCCAGGCUCUCGGGCCUCGCGGGACAGGCCUCCUUCCAGCCUCCUGGUAGGCAAGUUUUCCUCAAUUGCGCGCUGCCCCGGGGACUCCCCAGGCCGAGGCGACAGCCGAAAGCAGACCGCCCGGUGACCCUCCGGUGGGCGGGCUCGUCAGGCCAACUUCAUGGGCAGGAAGACGGUGUCCACGCUGGGGUCUCAGACAGCUGAGCGCGCGCUCUCGACCCCAGACGCGGGGCAGACGCGAGCCCCGCCGAGGCGCGGGCGGGGCGGGGGGUAAGAGGGAACCUGCGACCUACGGAAAGUCGUCUCCCACUUUCUACCCGAGCACUCGGGAACUCGCUUCCAGGUGUUCCGGCGUCCGCGCCUCUCCGCCCCCGGCCCUCCCCCGUGGCGGGCAUGUUCAACCCCAAGGCGGCGUCGCCUGGGAGCCGGCCCCAGGCCCGCAUCCUCCUCCCACUCCUCCCGGGCAGCGGCAGCUAAAAGCCCGCACGGCUGCAAAGUGGAACUGCGCUCUCUUCCCGAGCCCAGGCCGACUCGCCGCGGGGCGGGAGAGCCGGAGCUGCAGCGGUGCGCUCCGUCAAAGGCAGGAGGAGUUAAGUGUCCGGAGGACUCUUGAGUCCGGGUUCGCGGCCCAGACAAGUCCUAGGAUAGGACAGCGUCAUGGAGCCCUCCGGGGCGCAGCUGCUAAGUUUGGAGGCGCCGGAAUCAGCGCCCUUCGCAGAGUCCCCGCCGGCCGAGGAACUGCCCGCUACGGAGGUCCUCUGCUUGGAGGGUGGCGAGGGAGGCGGUGGCACAACGGAGGCCCGGCGCUCUGACGCUCAGCUAGGGGACAGGCCCCUCUCCCGGAAGGAAGAGACUGCCCCCCAGGAGCAGGAUCUGCUGCUGGAGUGCCGCCGCUGUGGCCGCCGCGCGCGCUCCUUUUCCCUGCCGGCCGACCCCAUCCUGCAGGCGGCCAAGUUUCUGCAGCAGCAGGCCCUGGGGUUAGGCGGCGAGCACGCAGAGGGGGCCGAGGACGCGCCGCACAGCCCCGGAGGCUGCUGCGCCAAAUGCAAAAAGCGGGUGCAGUUCGCGGACACGCUGGGGCUGAGCCUGGCCAGCGUGAAGCACUUCAGCGAGGCCGAAGAACCGCAGGUGCCGCCCGCCGUGCUCUCGCGCCUCCGCAGCUUCCCCAUGCGGGCCGAGGACUUGGAGCAGCUGGGGGGCCUGCUGGCCCCGGCGACUGCGGCCGCGCCCCUCUCGGCGCCGCCUCCCGGGCUCCGGCCGCUCUUCCAGCUCCCGGGGCCGAGCGCCGCGGCCGAGCGCCUGCGGCGGCAGCGCGUGUGCCUGGAGCGCGUGCAGUGCUCGGUGCCCUGGGGCGCGGAGGUGAAGGGCUCUGGCCGGGUGCUCGGCUGCCCCGGGCCCAGGGCCGUGACCGUGCGCUACACCUUUACCGAGUGGCGCUCCUUCCUGGACGUGCCAGCCGAGCUGCAGUCCGAGCCGCUGGAGCCUCAGCAGCCACCGGCGCCGUCGGGGGUCUCCGGACCAGAGUCCGAGGAUGCUGAGAAAGAGCCGGGCGCCGAGCGCUUCCACUUCUCCCUGUGCCUGCCCCCGGGCCUGCCGCCUGAGGACGGGGAGGAAGCGGACGCGCGCGGCGUCGCCGUCCACUUCGCCAUCUGCUACCGCUGCGCGCAGGGCGAGUACUGGGACAACAACGCGGGGGCCAACUACACGCUGCGGUAUACGCGCCCGGCUGAUGCGCCCUGAGCCCCGAGCGCUCUGGCGGUGGGGCAGCCCCUCCCCAGGGACUUGCUUCGCUGAGUAUCGCGGAUCUGGCGUGAGGGGAGCGAGGAGGGAACGGAGGGAGCCGCCAAACCGUAAACUCGCCGCGCAGGCCGACCCCUGAGCGAGCUUAGUGAGCCCAAGCAAAGGUCCAAACGUCUCUUACCACUGUACCUUCCCAGAUGGCCUCCAGGAUGCCCAGCGUGCGUCAGGAUGGGAAGAAAUCCCCUUGGCCCAGCAGUAACUUCAGCCAAGAAAACGACUCCGGACUCUUGAGCGUGGUUCUAAGACCCUGGGAUAUGUUUUUAACUCUACAUGUCGUAUUUUAGCCCUUGCAGCUUGCUGGAGACCCCUGGGGAAAGGACAAGCGUCCUGACACCGUGCGCCAAGGGAAGACGCCCCACUGUGGGCGCCCGCGUGGCACCUCUGCGCCCCGGCCUAUUUCUCAGAGAAAACCGCGUGGGGGCUGGGCCAGGUCCUUUUCUUUUUGCUGGAAUCUGGGAAAUGUUCGCCCAGACUUAAUGUUAUUUACUUGUGCGGUUGUGUACAAAUGUCCUUUAAAAAACUAAAGGCCACUUGCACACUCUUUUACAUUGUACUUUGUAUUCCAGCUCCCGUGCGUUUCGGGGAGGCCUAGGUAGUCGGGUGGUCUGUGGCACCUGAUGACGCUGUGAACUUUAACAGUCGUUAAACAGCAGUAUUUGCAAAGUUCUCUUCUUCACUUCCUCCUCUCUGCUGUGGAAGGGUCCGCUAAAAUGGUCUCUAAAAAGCGUUCUGUCUCCGGCCAAAAUAAGAUGUUUGGUGAAUUGAAAUGCCAGAAUGAUCUGGUAGGCCCUGACUGUGAGCUGCACAGGGCCCAGCCCCCUUUGUGUAGACGGAUCACACAGCAGCUGUAGACUCAUGCUGGGCCACUGGCGGCCAGAGAAGCUGGGCUCCUAGUCGCUGGACUCCCAGAGCAGGGGUGGGGGGAUGGAACGGUGGCUUUCUGUUCCGCUCUGCCACAGCCGGCAGUGGUGACUUGAUGGAUGCUGAAAUGUGCCCAGCAAGUCAAUGCUGCUCAGACCCAGAUGGGCACCCUGCCCUGGCAGGACUGUGGCGCAGGGUCUGGAUCGCCUUCUUUGCUCGCUGCCGCUGGCUGUGGACACCAAGAGGGUGUGGCUGUGCAUGAGCCGGCAGGUAGCCAUCCCGGGUGGCCGCGUUAUUCCUUCACCCUUUGGUCACACCUUAGUAAUUCACCUUUCUAAAUAAAGUCUUCCUAUUUCCCAGCUCAUGGCUAAUCAGUUACUUUUGGGAUAGUAGUCUCUGAGGAGGGACAGUUUCACUGUUUCCCUGUAGAACAGUGAUGGGCCUACGAUAGCCCAUGGGCCAAAUUUGGCCCACAGCCUGUUCCUGUAGGGCCUGUGACCUAAGAAUGGCUUUUACAUUUUUAAAUAGUUGAAAAAAUUUGAA